Molecule: messenger RNA, 2069 nt
Organism: Tribolium madens (black flour beetle)
Lineage: Eukaryota; Metazoa; Arthropoda; Insecta; Coleoptera; Tenebrionidae
Gene: Taf6
Product: transcription initiation factor TFIID subunit 6
Exons: 6
Coding region: 186-1985 (599 amino acids)
Biological process (GO): RNA polymerase II preinitiation complex assembly; transcription initiation at RNA polymerase II promoter
Cellular component (GO): transcription factor TFIID complex; SLIK (SAGA-like) complex; SAGA complex
Molecular function (GO): protein heterodimerization activity; RNA polymerase II general transcription initiation factor activity; transcription coactivator activity
Source: RefSeq, a predicted model, not a curated record
GAACUAUUAUAAGUAUAAAGUUUCGUUUUAUUUAUGGUCUACAUUCUGAGAAAGCGGCGUGACAUGAUUUUUAGGCUUUUCGUGGAACGAGCCUCUUGAGUUGGCAGUGUUGGCAUCACUGGUAAACAAAAGAUAAACAACUUGGCUUCAUAUGCCCAGUUUUAGCCCCUUUUUUAGUUUUAACAAUGUCUAAAAACUCUGAAAAUGAUUUAUACGGAACUAAUUUAUCAGUAGAAUCUAUGAAAGUAAUUGCCGAAAGCAUCGGAAUUGGGAAUUUGCCAGAUGAUGCCGCAAAGGAGUUAGCUGAAGACAUCUCAUUUAAACUCAAACACAUUAUCCAAGAUGCUGCAAAAUUUGUACACCAUGCUAAACGAACAAAAUUGAUGCAAAGUGACAUUGAUGCAGCCCUCAAAGCUAAAAAUUUAGAGCCCCAAUACGGCUUCCAGUCGGCCGAAGCUCUCCCGUUCCGUUUUGCAUCAGGGGGCGGCCGAGAGCUUCACUUUAUUGAGGAGAAGGAGGUGGUUUUGAAUGAUUUAUUACAAAAUUUGAACGCAAAAGCGCCACUUGAAGUGUCGCUCAGAUCUCAUUGGUUGUGCAUAGAUGGGGUGCAACCCACGAUACCAGAAAAUCCGCCACCGGUGGCUAAACACAUUCAAAAAUUGGAGUCUGUUGACCCAAUUAAUAAAAAACCAAACAAAGAAACGUCAGGGAAGCCCACAACUGGGAAACAGAAAUUGCGGAAUGUGGAAACUGUUCAAAUAAAACAAUUAGCGACGCAUGAGCUAUCAGUUGAACAACAAUUGUAUUACAAGGAAAUUACUGAGGCUUGUGUGGGCUCUGAUGAGGCGCGGAGAGCGGAAGCCUUGCAGAGUUUGGCGUCUGAUCCAGGUUUACAUGAAAUGUUGCCUAGAAUGUGUACUUUUAUAAUAGAAGGGGUGAGGGUGAACGUUGUACAAAAUAAUUUAGCACUACUUAUUUAUUUAAUGAGGAUGGUUAAGGCUCUUUUAGAUAAUCAAUCGCUAUAUCUCGAAAAAUAUUUACAUGAAUUAAUUCCAUCAGUAACGACUUGCAUUGUCUCAAAACAACUCUGUAUGCGCCCCGAAUUGGACAACCACUGGGCUCUUCGCGACUUUGCCUCGCGCCUCAUGUCCCAAAUUUGUAAAAACUUCAACACUAGCACAAACAACAUCCAGACUAGAAUUACCCGAAUGUUUACAAAUGCGCUCCAACAGGGCGACAAAGUCCCACUUUCGUCCCUCUAUGGCGCUCUUGAAGGUCUCUCGGAACUGGGAGCAGAAGUAAUCCGAAUUUUUAUAAUACCACGAUUAAAAUCGAUCGGGGCUCGAAUUGAGAUGCACCUUCAAGGGCCAACCACUUCCAAUAUUGACAAAAUCGCAUCUGAGCACAUUAAGCAAUUGUUAAUUAAAGUCGUGGCCCCGGUUCUGAAAAAUUUGAAGAAUCCACCAGAUUAUGUAGAGGAGUAUAAGCAAGAGUUUGGGUAUUUGGGGCCCGCGCUGCAUGCCGCCGUGGUGAAGGCAAGGACGCAACCGACGCCCUCGACGACGACAGCCUGCAACAUUCCCUCGUCGUUGACGAAUGUCGGUGCGACUAUUACGAGGACUAUGACUCAGCCGUGUCAGAUUAUACAACAGAACACCGGCCCUCAGCGCACGAUUGUAAUGAACCAGUCAGGGCGAGUGACCAACCAAAUAAACAACCAAAAAAUUUUAUUUGUGACGCAACGUCCUCCAACUCCGGGAGGCUCCGUCCAGCCCUCCUCCCAACCGCAACAAAACACAGUCGUUAAAUUUGUCUCAAACACGAGUACAAUCAGUCAGCAAAAAAUGAUUACGACGCAAAAGUUAAUCCAAGGUAAUCAGCCACCAGUGGCAGUAGUUCAGAAAAAUGCGUUUCAACAAAAUCAAAACAAAAAAUCGGAUCAGAUGCAGCCUCCAAAUGUUGACGAUUUGUCACAUUUAAUGUAGGCGUAGAGUUUAGAAAGAUUUCUCAUAAUUUUUUAAAUGAAACUAAAUGUAUUAUCUUGUUUGGAAAUAAAAAAGACAAGGAAA